CAACCAGAACACUGAGGCGUCGCAACAGAAAAAGUACGCAGGAUGGGCGAGCGGGCGGACACUGCGUUUCAAACCACUGGAUCCAAGUGGCUGCUGCCUGUCAGUCAAUACUUGGGCUUCCCUCUUGAUCAGGUGAAUUUUAUGGUUUGCCAGCUGUUUGCCCUGGCUGCUGCCUUUUGGUUCCGUCUCUACCUCAGUCCUAACCACGCCAAUCCCCUGGUCAGGCACGCUGUGGCCACUCUCCUUGGCAUUGCCUUUCUCAUCUUCUGCUUUGGAUGGUACUCCGCUCACAUCCUGACAGUGGUGGCUGCAAGCUACUUGAUCAUCAUCAAAGCUGACAUCAACAGUGUACACAGGUAUUCCAUGGUGACGGCUAUGGGCUAUUUGACGGUGUGCCAAGUGAGCAGAGUUUUCAUCUAUAACUAUGGGAUUCUGUCCACUGACUUCUCUGGGCCUCUGAUGAUAGUAACCCAGAAGAUAACCACACUGGCUUUCCAGCUGCAUGACGGUAUGUGUAAGAAAUCUGACCAACUGACCUCGGAGCAGAAGCCUCUGGCUAUACAUGUGAGGCCUUCUCUCAUCGAGUACCUGAGUUACAAUCUGAACUUCUUGAGCAUCUUGGUGGGACCAUGCAGUAACUAUAACGACUACAAAGACUUCAUAGAGGGCAGACACAUCAGCAGGAGGCUGAAGCAGCACUCUGGGACGUGUAAUGGGCAGAACGGCUAUGAUAAGAUACAGGAACCAUCACCUCUGAAUACUGUCUGCCGAAAAUUGGUGGUCUGCAGUGGAUGUAUGCUGUUCUUCCUCACUGUGACUCGGUCCUUGCCGAUAACUUACAACGUAGACCCUUACUUUGUCAGCAGUGCCCCGUUCCUCACAAGGCUCACCUACGCUUUCUUCUCGAUACAAGCAGCAAGGCCCAAAUUUUACUUUGCCUGGACGCUAGCUGAUGCAGUCAACAAUGCAGCAGGUUAUGGUUUCUUGGGGAUGGAUGAAAAUGGAAAGCCAUCUUGGGACCUCAUCUCUAACCUCAACAUCUUGGGGAUUGAGACUGCAACCAGCUUCAAGACAUUCAUAGACAACUGGAAUAUUCAAACAGGAGUUUGGCUCAAAACCGUGUGCUAUGACCGAGCCCCUAAGCACAGGUUGGGGUUGACCUUUAUCCUGUCUGCCCUGUGGCACGGUGUUUAUCCGGGGUACUAUUUCACCUUCAUCACUGCCAUCCCCAUCACCAUGGCAGCACGAGCUGUACGGAAGUCUGUUCGCCACCACUUACUGGGCUCCAGAGGCUUAAAACUGGGUUAUGACAUUUUAACUUGGGCAGCCACACAGCUGGCCAUCUGCUACACUGUCAUGCCUUUUCUACUUCUUGCUGUAGAGCCCACUUUGAUUUAUUACAGGUCCAUGUACUUCCACGUUCACAUCAUCAGCAUUCUGGCUGCGAUCGUCCUGUGUUGGAAACAAAAACCCAGUGAACCCUCUGCCACCACCAAAACGUUUUCUUCCUCGGCUCCGUGCUCAGCUCAGUGCCAGCCUGUUCACUCCAACAACAAUGACAAAGUGGACUAAAAAAUCCCCUCUUCAUGUUCAUUCACAAGACUCUAAGUCGAGGGUGUUCUCUCAAAGACAAGUGAAUAUCCCUGAAGGGCAUUCAGCCAACUUACAAUGGGAAAGCAUUAUUUAUUUUUUAGGACAAUACAGAGUUAGGAAAAAACGUUGACGGUACAAUACAACGCAGGGCUUGAACCUAUGGCACUGGAUGCACAUAGGGGAGAGCUUUUCUGUCAUAUUUUAAGAUUUACAAGAUCUGAACUCGAUUCUGAUUCACACAUCAAACCCAAGUACAGCAGGCAAAGUGGAAAGAGAAACAUUAGCUGCAGGAGCGUCUCUGGUACCACCACCGUCGGGACGCUGGCCUCCUUCCACUUCCCCCUCCACCUGCUCCCGCUCUCCUCCGAUCCCUCCUCCUUCAUGCCCAUCUCAACACCAGCCUGCCCACUCCAACAACAAUGCAACAGUGUGAAGAGAGAACGGAGCCUCACUUUCUUUCCUGUCCUCUAUCUGUGCUGUCCUGCCGAUUGGUGGGAUGGAAGCCAGCACAGUGGGAGAGCAGCUCAUAAACAGGGCACAAAUACCAGGACACACACACACAACUAACUCAUGCAUAAUUUGACAAACACUAGGACACAAAUAUGCACAUACUCUUAGACACGCUCGGACUUGGUCACACUCUGAUGGCGUACAAAGGAUGCUCUUGUGUGGCCGCAACAAAAGGGCAUACCAAGAGGAGAGAGAGCCCUCGUUUAUGUGUGUGUGUGUGUGUGUGUGUGUGUGACAUCCUACCAACCUCUGUCACUGAGCCUGUGCGUGUGUGUGUGUGUGUGUGUGUGUGGACGUUGUCGUGGAAAACUAUGGACUGUGUUGGUUUGGGUGGGACCACACUUGAAAUACCAAUUAGAUCAUGCAGCUCUCAAACUGUCAAGUGAAACUAAUGAAGUCUUUGAAGGCAGGAUGGCAGCUCCUCCAGGUGAGGAGACUUCAACAUCCUAGAAUAUGUAAACUCUUUGUUUUAGUUUCUAUGGAUAAUCCUGGGUUUUAGUGAUAAGAGGUAAAGCUAACAAAAGGUGCGGUUUGACAACAGCAAGUUUCUGCUCAUGUUGUUUUACAUUGCACAAUUUAACAAGUGAUGAAAUGGUGUAAUACGACCACAUUUUGAUGUUGAAAUCAAAAGCUUACAAUUUUCAAUGUCUUAAUGAGUAAGUCCACCUUUUUCUGAAGCAGUAAGUAAUUUAAUAGUGACAUAGUUAUUGAUGUGUUAGUACUUUACCAUGUGAAUGGGGCUGGAUACCUGAUAUCACAAUGUAGAGUAUUUGAAAACAAAGCUGUGCUCAAACUGAGAGGAAAUGCACUUGGAAGUUUCUUUUUUUGGGACUCAAAAUUGCACACUCAAAAUAUAGAAAAUGGGACCAAAAUAGGAAUUUGUAAUCAAAUGUAUUUCCUCUCAGUAGGGGCAAUGGUGCUGUGUUCUUUCUUUGUGACAAAGGACACAUUUGAAAACUGUACAUUUACCGGAGCUUAUCAGCAGCUGCAGGUUGAUUUAACAGAGACAUCUGCUGGUUGUUUGUACUGUCUGAACUCUGCUGAAUUAAGCAAUGAAGGUAAGCCCAUAUGGACUGACUGAAACUGCCACAUUGCAGCAUCUCCCAAUGCAACUUCAUACCAACUGUGAGCAGAAGGCAUUUUUUCCUCACUGAUAUUAUAAUUUCUCACAACAAUUAACAAUUUGAUCUCAUCUCAAGCUUUUACUUUUGCACAAUCGGAAGCUGAUGGAUCAGUAGGUGAACUAAGCACGGUGACAACAAAAAUAUACAUGCACGUUUUUAAUUUAUCUAUUACUAAUCUGUUGGGUUUUUUCCAUUAUCACUCAUGAAAGGUUUGGGAGCGGUGGGAGUUUUUAAAGUGGCAUCAUGGCUUGGUUAAUAAUCAUGCUUCCUAGCAUGCUAGCUUUUAGCUACAUGUAUGGGUUGUUGUGAUAAGGUGAGCUAACAAUGCUAACAAGUUGCAAUGCAAGAAUAUUGUUUUGAUUAAAUGCCUGGUGAGGAAUAUAAUAUUACACUUGAAGUUGCCAAGCUGUCCCUUUAAAUGCAUCAUAUGGGCUGCCUUUGUUUGAGUAUAGCAUGUUAACAGCAUUUUGUCUGUUUAAUCACAUUGGAGACACAAUCUUAAUGCAUUUUAUUACCUGCUUUGGAAUUUAACCUCAACCUUUUGUAAUAAUAUGAAUUUUGAAUUUGCCUGUUUUGGCUCAGUUUACAGAUUGACUCAAUACUCUGAUUGUUAAUAUGUAAAGCCUCAGUAGAGCAUGUUUAUACAAAAAGAGAUUAAAAAUAAAAAAAAGUGUUGUCACAAGGGGAAUAGUAGCAUGCGUUUAAUUAACAUUAUUAUCUAAAUUAUAAGUAAAUACCGCAGGGUAAUUGUUCAAGAUUUUAAUGGGGUAACUUGCAAAUUUAACUGUUAUUAGUCUACCCUGGCUUAUUACAGUGAAUCUCUUAUUAAUUAUAUUAUUUUUGAGUCAUUUUGGAGCAAAGAUGGCAUCAUUUAAUUUUAGUUGACAAUUUUAAUGUUUGACUGCACAUUAGUACCUCUCUUGGAGUUAAUGAAGUGUGAGUAAUGACCGCUCUGGGGACCUGUAGACUUUGCCAGAGGCCUGCAGUUAUGGACAUUUAGAGCUGAAGAAAAAAAAAACCUAAAUGCUGAUGGUAGUACAGUUACCUAAACUUCUGACGCAGUGUGUGUGUGUGUGUGCUGACAGGUUUGAACACUCUUCCCAAGUAUGGCUUUGCUAUAACAUAUUAUUGUUUUUGUGAAGCAAAGCCUUAACUGAUAUAGCUGUAACCUUUAAAUGUGUUGUUGUCAGUAAUAUGUCCAUGGCACUGUGUAGUUUGCAUGUUUGUAAUGUGUUUUUAGUGCAGGGAAAUGAGCGAUGAAUGGCACAUAUACAGUAUGACUGCAUUGUCAGAAUGAGCAGCUAUUUGAAUGACUUAAUACUGAGUAUGAAGAUAUUUUUUCUAUGUGUUCUUGCAGAUGUGUGCAUGGUCAAAUAUACUGACUGUGAGAUUGUGUGUUGCUCCAUUUUAGUAUUGUUUGUAUGGAGGAAAGAGUGAGUGCUACAGAAAAAUAUGAGUAACUAAUAAAGCUUCAGUGAAAAACA
This is a messenger RNA of Centropristis striata (black sea bass), 4711 nucleotides long. It is a transcript of the gene mboat1, whose product is annotated as membrane bound O-acyltransferase domain containing 1. Gene Ontology annotation, biological process: lipid modification. The transcript has 13 exons. The coding region runs from base 43 to 1572 and encodes 509 amino acids. The record is from RefSeq and is a predicted model, not a curated record. Gene Ontology annotation, molecular function: acyltransferase activity. Lineage: Eukaryota; Metazoa; Chordata; Actinopteri; Perciformes; Serranidae. Gene Ontology annotation, cellular component: membrane.